UAAUUUCUUCCUUAACUGUUCCAUUGCUAAACAAACAUGGGAACAGUGUGCCGAGGCAUAGUCGAUGCUCUAAAUGCUAAUCUCAGUGGAAAUGGCACUCAAACUUUGGUUCUGGCUCACGGAUUUGGCACAGACCAAACUGUGUGGCAUUAUCUUAUUCCCUUCCUUGCAUGCUACUUCAAGAUCCUACUUUUCGAUUUGCCUUUCACCCCAAAUGCAAGUUCUUCCCUUUAUAAUCCAAACAAGUAUUCAACUUUCGAUGCAUAUGCUGAUGACUUGGUGUGCCUUCUCGAUCAGCUCAAUUUGAAGAAAACUAUUUACGUCGGCCAUUCCAUGUCAGCCAUGAUUGGAGCCUUAGCUGCAACAAAGAGACCACAACUCUUUCAACAUCUAGUCCUCCUAGGUGCUUCUCCAAGGUAUCUGAACGAAGAAGGGUACAAAGGAGGCUUCACUGCAUCAGAACUGCAGACAAUCUUUGAAUCAAUGCAAAAGAACUUUUCAGGUUGGGCACACGGAUUCGCUCCAUACGCUAUCAGCGCAAACGAUCCUUCUGCAGUAGCAGAAUUUGAAGAGAGUCUGCUAAGAAUGAAACCAGAAGUUGCACUGAGUGUGGCUAAAACAGUGUUUCUAAGUGACCUCAGAUGGGUUCUGUCACGAGUUCGUGUGCCUCAUUGCACCAUAAUUCAUACCAGAAAAGACCCUAUUGUUCCUGUAAAUGUUUCUUUCUACAUGAACAAAAAACUGGGCACUCCUUCCAAACUAAUUCUAGAAGUACCAGGUCAUUUUCCUCAGUUGACAGCUUCUACUUUGUUGCUGCAAGUUCUUAAGGAUACACUCUCUCUCAAGUGACAUAAAAGUCUGAUAUAUGAUUUCGAUACCUAAUAUUAAAAAGUUAACAAAAUAUGAUAAUAGAAUAAUCCUAUUAAUUAGGGAACAUGGAGUCUCUAGCAGUUUAGUUAUUUAUUAUUACUACAAUUUAUUGUCAUUUCUUUUUAUUUCUUCUUAAAAUACCUUUAAUUAAAAUAUUAUGUUGUAGUCUU
This is a messenger RNA of Vigna angularis (adzuki bean), 1040 nucleotides long. Its product is annotated as strigolactone esterase D14-like. Lineage: Eukaryota; Viridiplantae; Streptophyta; Magnoliopsida; Fabales; Fabaceae. The record is from RefSeq and is a predicted model, not a curated record.